CCCACCUCUCUCUGUGUCUGAGAACAAACUUCAGAGCACCUACCCCUAGGCUCAACAGACGGCACUGUGUAUGGACAGAAAGAGACAGACAGCGAGUGACGGACAGGCACAAUGGAGGACAGUGCCUCACAAGAAGACAUUGAGACCCUGAUCGAUGGAAUGGAGUACAUCCCAGGACACUUCCACCUGGAUCUGAACCUGAAUUGUGAGCCCCAGGGACCUGCCGAGCUACGAAGCCGGGACACUCGACUCAAGCGGGAUAGCCUGCUUGCUGAGCUGGGGGCUGAGGCCAAGUCCCAGCAGCACGCGGUCCAAAACCUGUUGGGGCUCCUGGCCUUCCACCUAGAUGAACUUAAGCAGGCCGAGGAGAUCUUCCGCAGCAUCUGUGAAGGGGACCCAGCCAACCUGAACGCCUGGACAAACCUUGGCUAUGUGUAUGAUCGCCUGAAGAAGGAGGCCAAGGGAGCUGAGUGUGUGGAAAAGGUGUCUGCUCUUAUGGGGAUUGAAACAGGCGACACUGUACAGGAAGACACCAGGCUUCUUGUGGCCCGAUGCCUGGCAGAGCAGGCCUAUGCUCACCCCUAUGAUGUAGAUCUGAAUGGUGAGGAAGAGCACAGGGAGAGACUGACUGCUGCUAUUGGGCUGUACAAUAAGGCCAUUGGGUAUGGAUCUAAGGAGAUACCCAUUGAAGAGAAGAGAUGUUGGUACUUCAAGAUGGCUACAAUGUAUAUAAGACUUGAUGGGAUGCUGAAGGACAAGGAGGAGUCAGCAUUUCACAGGCUGACUUACUUUAACAAGGCUGUGAAGCUGCUUCAUGAAACCAUCAAGUCUGAUAACCUGCACUACAAGGCCCUGGCAUGGUGUUAUAUGGGUAUAAUGCUGGAAAGACAAGAGGAGUUCUACACUGUUCCCAUGGCUGUGCACGAUUGUGGUUAUUCAGGCUCAGACCCUCUGUCUUGCUAUGGGAUGGCUAUUAAGAUUGCUGAAAGUAAUGCUUUCAUUCUAAAUCGCCUGGCCAAAGUGUUCUUCCACCUGGGCAAACAUGAGAUGGCUACAGGCAUCUGCAACAUGGCCCUGGAUGUCCUGCCCGAUGCAGAUCUUAACUGGCAGGCGUACUGCACUCGUGCUAAGAUUCAUUUGACUACCUAUGUCCAAGGCCUGGAGGCCGCUAAGCGGGGUUUGGCUGGAGUCCCAGACCGGCAGAACCUGGUAGCAGCCAAAGUCGAUCUGGACAAGGUCCUGAACCUAUGUCCAUGCCUCAGGAUGCACUUGGAGAUGGGACAAGUCUAUUACUACAUGGGUGUAGAUGCCAUGCAAGAAACCCUGCUUGUGGAUGAGGAGGCCAUCAACAGUUCCUUAGUAUGUCUGGCCCGAGCACUUGAAUGUGACUUGGGUGACAUGCUGCCGGAGGUACAGCUGCUGCGCGGGAAGUGCCUGCUGUUGAAGGGCGAAGAGCAGAAUGCUGCCGAGUGCUUCAAGAGAUCGAUGGAGCUGGAGCCACAGGGUAGCGCUGACACCCAGAAUCUCCGUUGCCUCCUCGAGACCCUGCUAGCCCUGUUCACCCAGAGCAGUUCACAGCCUGUCCCUGCCAUUGCGCAGUUAGAGACCUGGGUACGCCGUGCAGAGGAGAGGUACUCCCGCGAGACGGUACAGAGUGAGCUGCAGGUGCUUUGCCGUGUGCACACUGCAGAGGUGGCUGAGCUCUGCCGAGCCAUGAUAAGCACAGGCAGACUGGAUCUGGUUCGGGUUCUGCUGCAGACUGUGCUGCCCAGCAAACACGGCAAGAGAAGACAACUGGCCAGGUCGCUGUCAGUGUAGGUGCAGAGUGGAGAUGUUGUCCAUCACAUUAAUUUUUUUCAUGUUAUGUUCUGGUAUUUAUUUAGGGUUCAUUAAUUAAGGUUUUAUUCUUAUUUUUCUG
Messenger RNA from Lepisosteus oculatus (spotted gar), 1918 nucleotides. RefSeq names its product tetratricopeptide repeat domain 22 (gene ttc22). Gene Ontology annotation, molecular function: protein binding. Lineage: Eukaryota; Metazoa; Chordata; Actinopteri; Semionotiformes; Lepisosteidae. The record is from RefSeq and is a predicted model, not a curated record.